Molecule: messenger RNA, 555 nt
Organism: Lachnellula hyalina
Lineage: Eukaryota; Fungi; Ascomycota; Leotiomycetes; Helotiales; Lachnaceae
Exons: 4
Coding region: 1-555 (184 amino acids)
Source: RefSeq, a predicted model, not a curated record
AUGGAUGUCUACUACGCCUACACAUAUGCAACAGCUGGGUGGUUGACCCUUCAAGCUGCCCCUCUUGUCAUAACUCCCACAAUCAUUAUCACUCUCCUCUCCCCUGAUGUCCGUGAACCAACAGUACUCGAAGAAUACUUCUCCCGCUCCCUCGGAAUGACGCUGUUUACGCUAGGAAUAAUGAUCAUCCUCCUCACUGGUUCCGUCCCAUUGACCUCUUCAUUCUCCGACACAACCUCUGCUGGAGUAACAACCGCCGAAUCUGACCCAAAAGCACCCUAUGCCGUCCCGACCUUGACAAUCUCCCUCCUCUACCACAGCGCCGCUGCCUUUUUCACGUACGCACGGUAUAACACUUCCGGUCAAACUUCAUUCGCCCUCGGUGCCAUUGUUUAUGCAGCACUGGCUAGUGUAGGGUUGUGGUGUGUUUUGUUUGCCAGUAGUGGAGGAAGGAUUAGUAGGAAAACAGGCGCGGAUAAGAGGACGAGUGGUUUUCCUUUCAGCAACAAGGAGAGUGCGUCGGCGAAGAAGAAGCAGAUGGGCAAAGCUAUCUGA